This is a messenger RNA of Bipolaris zeicola 26-R-13, 2034 nucleotides long. RefSeq lists its product as uncharacterized. The transcript is spliced from 8 exons. The coding region runs from base 1 to 2034 and encodes 677 amino acids. NCBI's taxonomy places the organism in Eukaryota, Fungi, Ascomycota, Dothideomycetes, Pleosporales, Pleosporaceae. Gene Ontology annotation, biological process: protein phosphorylation. The record is from RefSeq and is a predicted model, not a curated record. Gene Ontology annotation, molecular function: ATP binding; protein kinase activity; zinc ion binding.
AUGGCACCGCCAAAGCCAGCCCCUGCCAGCUCGGCCGUCCCAUCGUCGACACCAAAUACACCGCACUUACCUCUUCGUUGCGGAACAUGUAAAAGUCCCUUGGCUGAUCCAGACAAGAAGAGAAAAGGUGACGGGUACUAUAAACACUGCAAGACGUGCCGUGAUAAACUUUCAGUAUCCCGUCAGCAACGGCGAGAUGGGGCUCAUAAGAGAAAAGCGAGUGAUACGGCACCUAAUGUACCGAAUCAAAAGCCCCGCACAAGCAAGCCGACGCAGAAAUGUCCAGGAUGUGGAUCUCAGAUUGAGAAAACGACGGGAUGUGACCACAUGACUUGCAAGUGCGGGUUCGAAUUCUGCUACGUUUGCCGCGCACCAUAUGCGGGUCCGCGAGGUAUCCGCAUGAUCAUGGCGAGAAAAAACAAAAACAAUCCGCGUGUUCCUCCCUGGGUGACACCCAAGCCAUAUUUUAAACACGCCGCACGAGCCUUCAAAGACGCACAUAGACCACAUUGGACUCCCAAGACAAUAUGGGAUGGCGACCAACUCACGCGCGAUUACUAUUCGGCACGCAAAGGUAAAGAUAAACUGUAUGGUUUGCCUCCAGGCCGCGACAUAAUACCAGAAAACCCCUACAACGUGCAGGACGCUACUCAUGCAAGAGUCCAUAAGACUCUACCACUACGACGUGAUGCACGAGGAAAUCCGAUCCCUCCUGCGCCAGCUGCACCUCCAUUACCUCUACCUCAACCACGACCACGGAACAACUACCCCUACGACUUUUGGCCUCAAGAACCUUGGCAUCCUGAUCCAAUUGAUGAAGCACGAGACAUGACAAUGAAGUUCCCUUGCCAGUGGCCGGUAAGAGAUGAAACAGAUAUGCGUGGAGCGAAGUGGUUGGGACAUGGAUCAUAUGGCUGCGCGGGAUUAUGGUGCCAAGUAGAUCCAACAAAUGUAAUUCAAAGAAGAUUCGUCAUCAAAGAAGCACGAAUGAAUAAAGGCGAUUGGCGAGAUCCCCUUAACUGGCGCGACCAAAUCCCACGAGAAAUCCGAAUCCACCAACUCGUCGACAACAACCGCGCCAACGAUGUUUAUGGCCAUGGUACAAUCAUUGAACACUACGGGUACCGACUGAUGAUGCGCCAGCGCAGAUACCGCAUUUACCUCGCCUACUACGAAGGCGGAAAUCUCUAUUCGGCACUAUGUGAUAGAAUGCCCGAUCUGGAGUUGAUGAACCUUUUCUCACCGCCACCCACUCUCGAAAGCAAAGACCCCGAAGGCUACCAUUGGGACGUUAAACUACGCUGCUACAGAGCCCCAGACGUUAAACUACCCCCCAUACUACCCGAGCGACUGAUCUGCGACAUCAUCGAUUCCCUCGCCAAAGCAUGCCAGAUUCUGCAUUUCGGGCAAGUUGACUACGAACUCAUGGCUCCAGGAGCGAAAAGAAUCACGCACCGUGACAUCAAACCCGACAACAUCUUCAUUUCCCCUUCUGCCACAAAAGCAGAAUUCCCAACAUUCGUUCUUGCAGACCUUGGACUCGCAUUCUACUCGCACGAGAGAGUCGAAGACGACGAUCUAAACUAUGGGGACCGCGCUCCACCUGAUAAUCCCGACCAAUACACCUGGUCCAACGAGCGAUUCGACCACCGCUACGCGCCCGAGUUGUACGAGAAAACACAAGAGAAGAAUCCGUAUCCGAUAGCAUUUUUAGGCCUCCUCCCCGACUACAUCUCGCGACCGGAGCGUUGCCCGCCGAUAGAAGGGCACAUCAUCAAUGAUAGGUUUGACUAUGAAGCGCAUCCGACGUUGUUGCGGUACGUGCCUGCACUUGUAAAACUUUGUGCCCGAUGUGUGAAUUGGGAUCCGCAUGAUCGGCCGUCGCUGCUGGACAUAAGAGAGGAAUUAACCCAGAUUUUGGAUGCGGAUCUGAACAUGAGCGUGGAUAGGGAUUACGGGCCGUUGAUGCCGAGUGAGGAGAAGGAGUUUAUUAUUGGGCAACACUAUCCGUAUUAUCCUCAGGGGGGUUUGUAG